Molecule: messenger RNA, 2721 nt
Organism: Misgurnus anguillicaudatus (oriental weatherfish)
Lineage: Eukaryota; Metazoa; Chordata; Actinopteri; Cypriniformes; Cobitidae
Gene: steap4
Product: STEAP family member 4
Biological process (GO): copper ion import
Cellular component (GO): plasma membrane; endosome
Molecular function (GO): cupric reductase (NADH) activity; ferric-chelate reductase (NADPH) activity
Source: RefSeq, a predicted model, not a curated record
GUCAGGAGCUCAUGAAUAAAUUCCUCUUACACACGUGUGCACACAGACUUAAACAGGCGAGUAAGACUCACAACAACACAGAUGCAAGCAGAUAGAACACGGCAGAUCUAAAGACGACCAAGAACUCAUUUUGAUGAUCACAAAACUUUGCUAAACUAUCUUACGACGAUAUGAAGACAAUUACUGGCAAAAAGAAUUCUGCAUUAAAGUAAAAAUCUUCAGCUUUUUUUCAACAGUCUGGAACUGAUUUAACAAAGGGAGACUGGUGGGUUUUUUUUCCACAAAUUCCUGAAAACAACGAUUUUGCAUUUGUGCCCAAAUGAAGUCUGAUUCAGUUGCAAUGGUGACACUACCAUCAAAUUCACAUAAACAGGAGACAGUGUGCAUCUUUGGGACAGGUGACUUUGGACGCUCAUUAGGGCUUCGUUUGCUCCAGUCGGGGUACGAUGUUGUGUACGGAUCCCGAGACCCUAAAAACUCUCUAUUGCUGCCUAUGGGUUCAAAGGUCAUGUCUCAUGCAGAUGCAGCUCAUGAAGCGCAAGUGAUAUUUUUGGCUGUGCAUAGGGAGCACUAUGGAUUUUUGAGCUCAAUGGCUUCUGAUCUCGAGGGAAAGGUACUGGUGGACAUCAGCAAUAAUCUCAAGAGGGGCAUGUACAGAGAAUCCAAUGCUGAAUUCCUGAGCACGCUGGUUCCAGGGGCAACUGUGGUCAAAGCCUUCAAUACCAUUUCAGCAUGGGCACUGCAGUCUGGAGGACUGGAUGCCAACAGACAGGUGCUUGUUUGUGGAGAUCGGGCUGAUGCUAAACAACUGGUGGUGGACAUUGCCCAUGGUCUUGGUUUCACUGUCCUGGAUAAAGGUUCUCUGAAAGCAGCUGCUGAGCUGGAAGAUCUGCCUUUGCAACUCUUCCCUCUCUGGAGACUUCCUCUCUGCAUCGCCAUGGGUCUAACCGCUUUCAUUUUUUUCUACGCACUCACAAGAACUGUCAUCUACGAGCGCGUCACCAACGGCAAAGACAUCGCCUUUCGUAUUAUGAUCUCGCUAGCCAAUAAGACCUUUCCGGUGGUCGCCUUGGUGAUGCUGGCCCUGUGUUACCUGCCAGGCGCAUUGGCUGGAUUCCUGCAGCUUUAUAACGGCACAAAGUACCGGCGCUUCCCUGAUUGGCUGGAUCGAUGGAUGCUGUGCAGGAAGCAACUGGGACUUACAGCUCUGGCCUUUGCUUUUCUGCAUGUUAUCUACACCUUAGUUAUUCCCAUCAGAUAUUAUGUGCGCUACAGGAUAAAUGUCUUCACUAUAUCACUGAUUAAAAAUAAUGUAUCCUAUGAGUUUGAUAACACAGCAGCCUGGCGUCAUGAUUCCUACUAUUCCAUGGGAAUUCUUGGAUUCGGGCUGUUUGUCCUGUUAGGAAUUACGUCACUUCCAUCUGUUAGCAACUCCCUAAACUGGAGGGAGUUCAGAUUUGUACAGUCUAAACUGGGCUACAUUACCCUGCUUCUCUGCACCCUCCACACAUUUCUGUACGGCUGGGACAAAUUUCUGAAACCUUCAUCAUACAACUGGGGGACGCCCCCUGUGUACAUGCUGUCUCUGGUGGUCCCCUGCCUGGUUCUGAUCCUAAAACUGAUCCUGAUCACUCCGUGCAUGGACCACAAGGUCACUCGCAUCCGUCAAGGGUGGGAACGACAGAACAAGACUUUAGCAAAGACCAGCCAACCGCUAAUGGCCUAGUGGCGGUUGAAAAAAGUAACAAUUACACAAUCAGAGCUGGAGAGGGCUUGGCUUCUCAAUACUCUUAAGCUUGCUGGUGAACAGCCAUUACAGUUAACAGACUCUUUAGAGCUGCACUGAUUAUUAUCUCACAUUAAUCCAUAUAGCCGACAAAACAAGCUAUCUUGAGCUAUGUUAAGUAACUUGCAAAUGCAUACAUAUUUUAUAACCGUAGAUUCAUAUCAUAUUACAUCAUAAUAACCCAUAUCAUCUGUAUUCAUGUAAGAAAUGUUCUCGCCUCUUUAAAGAACACAAAGUUAUCCGAGGUGGGGAUUUCUUUAGCGCACAUUUAUUAGAGCACACUUCUUUGUAUCGUGUAAAGCUCUUUAACUUGUCUUUUAUUACCUGUUCCUCUGAGCUAUUUCCUCUCAAGAGCCUCCCAGUGGGCUUUUCCCUUUAGAUAUUAUCGAUCCGAAACUGAGCAGUAACUUCCUUCUUGAUCUGUUUCUGAGUCUGGCUUUCCUGUCUGCAGGAAAGCUCAUCGUUCUCUCUCUUGUGAAGUAUAAAGGACCUGUCAAUCACAUCUGGAUUCAGGUUCCUUCACUGGUGGAUGGGUCUUUCUGUAUAGUGCUUUUAUGAAGAAUUGCCGCCUGCCGAACAGAAAUAGCGUGGCACAUUAUGUGCUGGAUGUUAUGUGUGCACACUGCUGAAGAAAACUAAUAACUUCACUUAUUCCCAACACAAAGCAUUGAGCGAGUUUAAAAUAUUGGAUAUGAUUGUGAUGUUAUUUUUGUAUUACUUGACAUUAAAUAUGAAGCAUCCGAUGCAAUAAAGACUUUUCAUAUCAUUCUGACAUUUAUAUUUGCUUUUAGAUUUGACCAUAAUAAUUCAUAGGGAUGGAUGUUUGGAAGGGCAGCCACCACUGGCAGUGCACUUUAUUGGUUUAUUGUGUAUAUAAAGCAAUGGUCUUAUUGUGUACACAUAUAUUUGUGCAUUAAACCGUUGUGAAAGAUUUA